CCUCCCCUUACGCACGCACGCACCCUCUCCCCGCCCCGCCCCUGCAGCGGAGCCUUAUAAAGGGCGGCGCGGGGCGGGCCAUCCGCUUGCAUCUGCCUUCUGCCUGCUGUGUGCAUCCCGCCGCCACGAUGGUGAAGCAAAUCGAGAGCAAGUCUGCUUUUCAGGAAGCCUUGGAUUCUGCAGGAGAUAAACUGGUGGUAGUGGACUUCUCGGCCACGUGGUGUGGGCCUUGCAAGAUGAUCAAGCCUUUCUUUCACUCCCUUUGUGAAAAGUAUUCGGAUGUGGUAUUCCUUGAAGUCGAUGUGGAUGACUGUCAGGACGUUGCCUCAGAGUGUGAUGUCAAAUGUAUGCCCACCUUCCAGUUCUUUAAAAAGGGACAAAAGGUGGGUGAGUUUUCUGGCGCUAAUAAGGAAAAACUUGAAGCUACCAUUAAUGAAUUCAUCUAAUCACGAUCUCAUGAUCUCAUCGGCUGUAAUUUUUUUAUUUACAAAAAAUAAAGACCAGAUAUGAAGAUUAUAUGCUCAACUCCCAUUAAGUCUAAGGAACAAUAAAAUAAUUAAUUUACCCUUUUUAAAACUGCCUGGUGUCUGACUAGCUUUCAAAAUAAAUGUGAAUGGCGACUACACGAUA
Molecule: messenger RNA, 630 nt
Organism: Erinaceus europaeus (western European hedgehog)
Lineage: Eukaryota; Metazoa; Chordata; Mammalia; Eulipotyphla; Erinaceidae
Product: thioredoxin
Exons: 5
Coding region: 129-446 (105 amino acids)
Molecular function (GO): protein-disulfide reductase activity
Source: RefSeq, a predicted model, not a curated record